Messenger RNA from Phanerochaete carnosa HHB-10118-sp, 2307 nucleotides. RefSeq names its product glycoside hydrolase family 10 protein. The transcript is spliced from 8 exons. Gene Ontology annotation, molecular function: hydrolase activity, hydrolyzing O-glycosyl compounds; cellulose binding. NCBI's taxonomy places the organism in Eukaryota, Fungi, Basidiomycota, Agaricomycetes, Polyporales, Phanerochaetaceae. Bases 244 to 1380 code for a protein of 378 amino acids. The record is from RefSeq and is a predicted model, not a curated record. Gene Ontology annotation, cellular component: extracellular region. Gene Ontology annotation, biological process: carbohydrate metabolic process.
AUAAUCUUCCGGACAUAGCUGCCUUGGCAGCGUUCCUGCCAGACGAUAAGUUGUAGCCUCUGCCUUGGCGAGUAUUAAACGCGGCAGAAUCACGAAUAAACACUGUACGCCAAGGCCUUUGCUCAUCUGGGAAUACGUGCAAGUUCUGCUUGGCACGAAAUGAGACGGUCAGAAUAUAUGGCAGCUGUAUAAAAUAUCAAGGGGCUCCAAGCACUGCUCAGCCAGCAAAGCUCAUCGUGCAAGAUGAAGUGUCUCGCAGCCCUUGUCUCGCUCGCGACCGUCCUCACUCUCCACGCUCGCGCGGUCGCAGUGUGGGGCCAAUGCGGUGGCAUUGGCUACGCUGGAUCAACUGUCUGCGAUGCCGGGUCGCAUUGCGUAUAUGAAAACGAUUACUACUCACAGUGCCAACCCGGUGCCGCCACCACGCCCCCGCCCGUCACCGCUACUCCCCUACCUAGCGGAGGCGGUGGCACAAGCAGCAGUAGUGGCCUCGACGCGCAUAUCAAAGCCAAGGGAAAGAUCUACUGGGGUACUGCCUCCGACCAGAACCGCUUCAGUAACGCGCAGGACUCGCAGGUCACCAUAGCUAACUUCGGCCAGCUGACCCCUGAAAAUUCUAUGAAAUGGGAUGCGACGGAGAACACCCGUGGUGUUUUCACAUUCUCACAGGCCGAUGCGCUCGUCGCCUACGCGCAACAGAACAAUAUGCUCGUCCGCGCCCAUACUCUCGUCUGGCACUCGCAACUUCCGUCCUGGGUGUCCGCAAUCACAGACAAAAAUACUCUGACCUCCGUCAUCCAGAACCACAUCGCGAACGUUGCGGGCAGAUACAAGGGUAAGGUCCGCUCGUGGGAUGUCUGCAACGAGAUCUUCAACGAGGACGGCACCUUCCGGCAGUCGGUCUUCUACAACGUGCUUGGCCAGAGCUUCGUGACCAUCGCUUUCCAGGCCGCGCGGGCCGCAGACCCGAACGCGAAGCUCUAUAUUAACGACUAUAACCUAGACAGCGCGAACGCGAAACUCACUGCCGUCGUAAAUCUCGUAAAGCAGCUCAACAGCGGCGGCACGAAGCUCAUCGACGGCAUUGGCACCCAGUCGCAUCUUCAGGCCGGCGGCACGGGUGGCGUGCAGGCGGCACUGCAGCUCGCUGCCACUGCCGGCGUUGAAGUCGCCAUCACCGAGCUCGAUAUUGUUAACGCUGCACCGAACGACUACGUCGCUGUCGUCAAGGCCUGCCUGACCGUUCCCGCCUGCGUUGGCAUCACGAGCUGGGGUGUCCGCGACCCGGACUCUUGGAUCGCGUCGUCGAACCCGCUGCUCUUCGACGCCAACUUCCAACCCAAGCCUGCGUACAAUGCGGUUAUUCAGGCCCUUUUGUAGGCUGCAAGCUGCCCAAAUCGUACGUAUUUCGUGCGCCAGCAUUUAUCGUGCCAAUUUGGUCCUAGCUCUAUUCAGGUGCUGUACACAGUAUCAUCAUGUUAGCAAGAGUUUUACAACGAAAUCGUAGCGACAUAUGCCGGCUUUCCUCGAGGCUACGUAUUAAACUAACGAAAGAUUUCACCCGUGAUUUCGCGUAGGAACAGCCCGAAGCACGCAUUCAGCAGCCUAGACCAGAUAGUACAGUGUCAGUAUGCGUAGGGGGAUGGCCUAUCUCAUCCGUGCAAAGCUAUCAAGAUAUCGCCUUGUCAGCCGGAUUUUCGGAUGAGAUGACAGUGAAAAAAUCUUUGUGGGUGAUGUGCCAUCAGCCAUAUGCAGCACUUCCUGCAGCACCUCUUGCAUCACUUCAGCUCUGAUCCUGCGUCUCUCUUCGGCUCGCACCGCGGCAAUGCGCUUGACCCACUUGUUCACUUCGUUCCAGUUCUUACGUCGUUUUCACUGUUGAUCAACGAGUUGUAGCCAACGUAUGUGAUGUCGACGUUGGGAUAUAUGGCCGAUAUGUACUCCGCGGUGUCGUAGGCAUCGCUCAACAGCACUGAAGCGGCACUGAGCGUAAGUCGCAAAGGGGCCCCACGGUGAGGGAGCUUCCUGCCCUUCAGAUUGGGGAUGGUAGAGCUUGACAUCGUGAUAUGAAGGUCGCCCGGGUAAGGACAAUGUGUAGCCAACGUCUCCAGUGUGACAAUGGCAUGGGAGAAGCUAGGCGAAAUGUGUGUAUGUCCCGCGUACUGCCAAAAUUGGCGUAUGAUAUGAAGAGUACGUAGUUCGUUCCAGGCCUUCAUUAAGGAGUUUAUGCAGUGUUCAGACGAAGUAUAGGACAGGAGGUCGGUCAGAUAUACCGCCCGCAGACGUUUCAGCUGCUUGAGAGAGAAG